Messenger RNA from Cyprinus carpio (common carp), 1757 nucleotides. Its product is annotated as inactive tyrosine-protein kinase transmembrane receptor ROR1-like. The transcript has 5 exons. Lineage: Eukaryota; Metazoa; Chordata; Actinopteri; Cypriniformes; Cyprinidae. Bases 252 to 815 code for a protein of 187 amino acids. The record is from RefSeq and is a predicted model, not a curated record. Gene Ontology annotation, biological process: dendrite self-avoidance; homophilic cell-cell adhesion; axon guidance. Gene Ontology annotation, cellular component: plasma membrane; axon. Gene Ontology annotation, molecular function: cell-cell adhesion mediator activity.
GCCAAAGGCAUCGUUAAGCAGCACAUGUCCUGAGACUUUUUGGAAACUUCUUGAGAGGACUGAAGAAAGUCAAACUCCAAACAGGAGCGAGAGAAGCAGAGAGCAGUGCAGAGGACCAUCCGCCUACAACCUUACACCUCUGCGGACAUCCGAGGCUUAGUAAAGUCCAGAAGAGCUCUGCAUUCUCCAGCUAUAACACUGACCUGUGAGAAGAGCUUGCGGUGGAUGUAACAGCGCUCAAAGCAGAAGAAAUGAGCAGAGGAACAGUGAAAGAGCCGCACGGAUGCCAGCGCAACUUCACACUGAUCAUCGUGUUGCUCGUAGUCAACUGCGGCGCAGAGAUUCCUUCAGACCCAAACGUGGUGGCCGCCUCCAGUUGGAACAUGUCCAGUGGAGCUGAAAGAGAUCACUUUCUAAGGCUGGAUGCUCCAAUGAAUAACAUCACUACCUCCCUCGGACAGACAGCUGAGUUACAUUGCCACGUUUCAGGGAAUCCACCACCCACAGUCCGCUGGCUUAAAAACGAUGCCCCUGUGGUCCAGGAACCGCGGCGUGUCUCUUACCGGCCCACUCCGUACGGCUCCCGCCUGAGAAUCCGAAACCUAGACACCACAGACACCGGUUACUUUCAGUGUGUGGCUGCCAACACCUAUGGCACAGUAUCUACCACAGGAAUCCUGUUUGUCAAGUUUGAUCCGGCUCCCACCCCUCUGCCUGGAAGGCCUUCACCAACUGAUGCAAAUCUCAAAGUGGUGCAGAUUUCAUUUCUAAGCUUUGUGGAUUGUCUCCAUCCAAAUCAAAGACUGAACCCCUGACCGUUUGACGUGACUGGCCGUGCUCCAAAUCACAUUAAUAUUGAUUAAAGUCCACAAACCCGUCUGUGUGCCUCUAAGCCUCGUACAGACGACAGCACAGCUCGUUUUGGACUAGCUGCCGUCAUUGCACUGAGGUGCACAGAGAUCCCUUUGAGCCAUAUGUUGGCCUGUUGGUAACCAUUAGUGUCAUCAUCAAAUAAAGUCAUCAUGUCAGCUUCCAUCAAGAGGAAAAGGGUCAGUAUGCUGUCUGUUUUUUUUACACUCUUUCUCCUUUAUGUGCCUCCUUUUUUUCUUGAUACGUAUGGAAGUGUCAGCCUCGUCUUGGUGAGCAGCACCUGGUAAAGAGAGUGUGGGGAGAGGGUGUCCCUUGUGAGGUGUUGUGUCUGGGACUCUAAUAAAACUCUUCCUUUAAUGAACUCCAAAGCAGAAGUGUGUUUGCAAGCCUGGAGUCAGUGCAUAGACUGAGAGCUGAACUGGCCACAGCUGGUCUUAAAUUGGCCUUGUAGUGGGGAAGAGAGGAAAUAUGAGAGAAGGUUUGGAGAGGUAUUGAUGUCUAAAGAGCAAAAGGUCAAUGAAUGGCAGGGUAAGGGAUGAGGCACAAAAAAUAAAGAAUGAGGUGACAUUCAUAGAUCAACAGCAUGGAAGCUUGUUUUUGUCCAUUCUGAGAAAUAAGCUAGGUUUUACCAUUUUGAAAACUAGUGGUUUAGUGCUGGGAAUAUUAGCCUGAUUAAAUAUCCCUCACUUACAAUUGUGACUUUUUUCUCAUAUUUGCAAUUUAUGUAGCACUAAUGCAAGUAUAUUUUUUUGUAAUUGCAACAUAUUUUACACUUGUGGCUUUAUUUCUCAUAUUUGCAACUUCAUGUCUCACAAAUGCAACUUUAUUUAUUGGAAUUUGCAACUUAAUUUUUAUGUAUUGUGAUUUUAUAUUUUGCAAUUGUGACU